AGGAUCACUUAAUUGACGGUUGUGCCACGUGCACCCGUUGCGCACAGCCACUUGUGUUUCUGCGUUUCCGUGAUUCCGCGUACAUUUAGGCAGAACACGAUGGUAGUGCGUUUUGUCGCUUAUAUGGACAGACGACCGCUCUGUUCGCCCAGAGAAAAGUGGUCGAAAUAGGUGAGAAUGAGCUCUUAUGAGCACACUUACUUGCUGAAAGAAACCGAUAGCUGCGAGCGUGCUGCUGCUGCGUCUAUUUAGAGGUCCUUUGCAUCUAUACCACUCGCUAUUGUUGGCGAUUUAUCUUCAACUUUUCCCUCUCUGCCCCCUUUUGCGCUUUCAAGUCAGCUCGUGGGUGCCCCUAUCAAAAGAUGCCCGCCCUUUGAGCAAAGCCUAGGCAGGUUCUUCUUCUACUUUUAGAAAGUUCGUUUUGGCGUUUUCGAUGCUUUCUACACAUAUUGUUGUCACUACAUUGUUUAAAAGCAACAAGUUGACAGAUGUCAAGUUGAAUCUGCGCACUUCCCUAUUCAAGCAGCCUAGUUUGCGCAUAUUUAGUUGACAUUUGUCAACUUGUACUCGAUUUUAGCUAGACUGCAGUGGUUUUGCUUUUUCGUCGGUCCAGUACGUAGAGUUGUGCUCGCUGUAUGGCAACUGCUCCCUCCUCACUUCAAGUUGAUAGAUAGUGCCUUCCACAUGCCGCUUCGUUUAGAGCGCAGUUUAUAGAUUUAUUCUCGUUGAUAGCGGUUUGCGCACUUCUCUAUCAACUGCUCCUAUUUUGUGCAAACUCCUGUCGACGGUGGCACGGGGGUGGCUCUCGGUUUCAGCGCACUUCUUCUUUCAUACCGCAGGAUUUAAACGAAUCCGUUUUCAUAAGUACGUAAGUUUCCUUUCAAAACCGUUUGGUAUGAGAACACUAGGUUUUGAUGCUCUUAUAUCUUCGUCUUUCUCAAUACAAUCCCCAAAGAUAACACUCCCAACAUCUCCCCCUCACAUCUCAAUACCAAUUUUGCCUUCCCCCCCUUCAUCUUUUUUCUUCUCAUACUCCAUUCUUUGUCCAAGUCUGCCACCGCAAGCGGGCUAUCACGGGGCGGAAACUCAAUUUCAUUGAUGAUUUCUUUGAUCGCCCUCGUCGCCGUUUGUCCGAGGACAUGACAAGAUGCCUUCUUUUGUUCAGCACUCGAGUUCUCCCGCUAUAUCUCCCCCCCCACUCUAUUGAUACUCCCGAGAACAUUUGAGAUCCCAAACAAUCGACACCAAGGAUAUAAUUUACCUCGUUGUCUCCCCGCAAUUUCAACGCUCGCAAUCCCCGCCCCCUAAUGCACCAUGCCUCCCAAGGGAAAGCCAACGCGCAUACAGCCGCACCGGACGGUCAAAACCAAUUCCGCGACAGAAUUUCCUCCCCUGCCAACGACGCUAGGAGGUCGUGUGACGAAGACACCGCCGAAGGGAAAAGAUAAGAAAAUAAAAACCCCCAAGAAGGCGCCGGCGAACGAGCCCGAGAAAGGAACGGCCAACGAUCCCGAGAAGGGAACGGCCAAUGAGCCCGGGAAGGGAACGGCCAAUGAGCCCGGGAAGGGAACGACCGACGGCCCCAACAAACCCGAUGCUGAUAAUGAUUUAACGGAUACUGAUAACCCCUUCGCUAAUGGUGCACCAGACACUUACCUGAAGCGGGCCGCCAUCGUCGUGGGUAACAUUAUCUCGGCCGGCUACCACGAGGCAUACACCGAACUCCAGAGUCAUGAUCACAACUACAUCUCGAGGUUCGUGCGUGAAUCCGGCGAUAGAUGUGGACAUGUGCACUCAAAGUACCGCAAGUUUGUUAUCGUCGCAAAGUUCAAGAGCCACUUCGUGUCUCACCCCAUCUACAGCAAACGAUUCUCCUUCCUUGAUACCCGCGGAGACCACAAUGAGUACGCUGAGAUCAUCGACAGCAGUCUGAAGAACUUCAGUCCACCGAGGCUUCCCCGUCCACAGCCCCUCUGCCGCGGCAACUCCGACAAUGUCUGGUUGUGGAGCAAGGCGGAGAUGAUCCAGGAUCGUAACUGGGCGCGCAUGUCUGACACGUCGGUGGCGUGGAUGGCGCGGCCAGUGGCCCAUGCGAAUAAAACUAGAGCAAAGGUGGUGAGUACGUUGGAACCGGAGAGUGUGGAGCAGCUAUUGCGCUGGGCGAGAGAUUGUUUUGAUAGGGGAGUUGGAGGUGGGGAUGAAGGAGCAUUUGAGGUUGCUUGGUAAAGAGGGUCUGGUGGAUGCGCCAAUACCUCCAUCAGGAGGGGCCUGGGGACCACAGAAGCUGUUGGUUUAGGUUUUGUAGGAGUUUGGGAUUCAAUUGGGGGUAUUACGUGAGGGGUUUUUUUUGGGAUAGCGUGGGUUGGGGGUUUUGAUACAUAUAUGGAUUGAUAUUGGUUAUAUGUACUAGAUAUUUGGAAUUUGAAGGGAUGGCGG
Molecule: messenger RNA, 2436 nt
Organism: Pseudogymnoascus verrucosus
Lineage: Eukaryota; Fungi; Ascomycota; Leotiomycetes; Thelebolales; Thelebolaceae
Exons: 3
Coding region: 1315-2226 (303 amino acids)
Source: RefSeq, a predicted model, not a curated record